AUGAGUGUGGCCUACCAAAAGGGCGGCUCGGGGGCGAGGCAGGCCGGCGGGAUGGCGACGCAGCACUCGCUUAGUGCUGCAAUGACCAAGCGCCAGCACGCGCUUGUGAUCCUGGCUCUAGGGCUGGGCACAUUGAUGGAGUGGUACGACUUUCAGGUGGGGGCCAGCUCGACCCUGCAAGCCCUGCACCUGUGGAAGCGCGUGCCCAAAAAGCCCGCCCACUGCCGCCUGGAGCGCCCCCUGGCCGGUCACGUGGGCGAUCUCAUCGGCCGCCGCGUCAGCCUGCUCGUGUCGAUCCUCUGCAUGGCCGUCCCCACCGUGCUCAUCGGCUGCAUUCCGAGUUACGAGACCAUCGGUGUGGCGGCACCGGUCCUGCUGGGCGUCCUGCGCGUGAUCCAAGGCCUCGCCAUUGGCGGAGAAUACGGCACUGCCGUGGUGUACGCUGCGGAGCUCGCGCCUCCCGGCUGGGAGGGCCGCCACAGCACCUUCAUUGUGGCCUUCUGUCAGGCCGGACUGCUGGCCGGAGAGCUGGCUGUCCUUCUGGUUGUCGCCGCAUGCACCCCGGCUCAGCUGGCCGUGUGGGGCUGGCGGAUCCCCUUCCUCAUCGUCAUUUUCAGCGGUUCGCUGGCCCUGAUCCUUCGCCUGAACAUGCCAGAGCCCCUGCUGCUGAUCGCCAAGGCCCGGCUGGAGGCCGAGGCGGCCGCCGCCCCCGGCGGCGCCGCCGAGGCCGGCUGGAAGGCCCUGAACGACGAAGAGAAGGCGGCCGCCGCCCAGGCUGAGCUGGACAAGAUGCGCCACCGUGUGCCGCUGCUGGCGCUGAUCAAGCACCACGCCCUGGCGCUGGCGCUGUUCGUGCUCGUGGCCUGCUACGCCCAGGCGUCAGUCUACACCAUCACCACCUGGCUGGCCAAGCACCUGCGCGACGAGGGCGUCCCAAACCUCACCACGCAGGUCAUGUCCAUCACCGCGCUCACGGCCAAGCUUGGCGGCGUCCUCCUCUGCGGCUGGCUGGCCGACAAGGGGAUGGGCGUCUGCAUCGCCGGCGCCGCCAACGCCCUGAUCGGCGUCGGCCUCAACUUCGGGCUGGGCAAGGUGGUGGCUGAUUACGUGAAGGGCUCGGGCGCGCUCGUCGGCGCCUGGCUGAUGCAGGUGCUGCUGCUGGGCUGGACGGGCUUCGCGCUGGCGCUGCUGCCCACCGUUGGUGUGAACAUCUUCAGCCCGGACGUGCGCGCCAGCGGUUACAACAUCGGCUACAGCAUCACCAGUGGGAUUGUCGGCGGCCUCUCCCCCUUGGCGGUGACCUCCAUCAUGGCCAACCACGGCGCCGGCAUAUACGGCGCCGCCUUCUGGACGCUGGCCGCCGGCUGCGUCAGCGCCUUUGCAUACUUGGUCACCCUCUGGCGCUUCCCUGCGUGCAGCCACCCCCACCUGCGGCCGCUGUGCCAGACGGAGCUUUGCGUGGUGUCAGUCUCCAAGCGCGGGGCGGUCGACGGCCCAGCGACACUGGCAUUGACUGCGGGUGAUGGCAAGCAAGGGCAAUUGAAGGCCGUGAGGGAGGCAAGCAGGGACGACUGA
This is a messenger RNA of Monoraphidium neglectum, 1575 nucleotides long. Its product is annotated as Putative proline/betaine transporter. Gene Ontology annotation, molecular function: transmembrane transporter activity. The record is from RefSeq and is a predicted model, not a curated record. Lineage: Eukaryota; Viridiplantae; Chlorophyta; Chlorophyceae; Sphaeropleales; Selenastraceae. The transcript is spliced from 11 exons. Gene Ontology annotation, biological process: transmembrane transport. Bases 1 to 1575 code for a protein of 524 amino acids. Gene Ontology annotation, cellular component: membrane.